AUGUUUGCCAAGCUCACCACCGCCUUCGCGCUCUUUGCCGUCGCUGCGCAGGUCGCAGUCGCCGCGCCCCCAGCAUGCCUCCUCGCCGCGGUCAACACCCAGGACGAUCCCUCCGACAUGAAGACUGUCUGCGGCGACGGCGCGUCUGAGGUCAAGAAGUACUUGUCCUCCAACUGCGGCGACAACACCGACGCCGCCAAUGACGCCUUCGAGGAGCAGUGCAAGGAUGCUGGUGUGUCCGUCUCGACCUCGACCUCCUCCUCCGCCUCCAAGUCCGGCAGCGCCUCCCACUCCGCCACCGGCUACGGCUCCUCGUCUGCUUCUGCCACCAAGUCCUCGCACGAAUCUUCCGCCUCAGCUUCCGCUACAGGUACCACCACAUCGUCUCCCAGUGGCAUUGUCCCUCCUUACCCCAUUGGCACCGGUGCUUCUUCUGGUUUCUCCACGGCCACUACUAAUGGCACAGGUUACGUAGUCCCCACGGGCUCAGGCCCUUCGAGCUCUGGCUCUUCGCCAGCUGCCCCCACCGAGAGCGGCAUCACCUCUAGCACCGGUGGUGCCUCGCGUCUGGGCAUGGAUGUUGUUGGCUUGGCAGCAGUGGGCAUCUUCGGCGCCAUGCUUGCUUUGUAA
Molecule: messenger RNA, 630 nt
Organism: Zasmidium cellare ATCC 36951
Lineage: Eukaryota; Fungi; Ascomycota; Dothideomycetes; Mycosphaerellales; Mycosphaerellaceae
Exons: 2
Coding region: 1-630 (209 amino acids)
Source: RefSeq, a predicted model, not a curated record